GGUUGGUUGUCGUCACUGCCAGCUGUGAGCUGAUCGUGAGAGGCAACGAAAGUCACCGGGAACCGGCCCCUUGCUACCGGUAAUCACCGGGAACGGGCUUCUCAUCACCGGAAAUCCGGCACUGGAAACCGGCCCCUCACCACCGGGAGCCUGAAUUCACCAUGGAAACCGUCAGCCCCGGGACACAGAAUUAAAUUGAAGCUUGCAUAUUGCACAACGCAACUCCAUGUUGUGUACAGCGAGUUGCUUCAACUGGGGAAGAAUUUGAAAAAGGAAGUCCAACAUUUUGAUCUGAAAUUAUUCCAUUGGAGAAUUUGCCAGAUUGUCAUUACAUUCAGAACUGGAAGUGUCUGAUAGCUAAUGGAAGGAAAAACACAGGGAAAAUCUGCCUCUAUUUCGAGAUUGCCCAAGUUUGGUGGUGGAACGUCUAAGCUAAGUGAGACUCUUCCCCAAGUUGUAGCAAAUGGAGCUUGUGUUCGCAGUGCUAGUGCUUCUAGCACUUCCAAAGAUGGUGACAAGCAAAAUGGCGCUGGCAGUGUUGGUGGCUUUUCUUUCAACUGGAAAAGAUCUGUUAAAACUAAACCAGGUGGACAAGGUGCAAAAGACACCACUAGUUUCUACCCUUGUAGUUUUACAAGUGAAAAGCUUAUUAAAAUGGAGAGAAACUCUUAUUCUACAGCUCCUGUUAUUAAAAAUUACACAAACCUGGGCUUUAAGAGUAAAACUACUGCAGCGUCUAGGCAUCAAAAACAGCAGAAGAUUAUACCUUACGACAAUGAAAGCAAAAUCCUUGCAGCUGGAUUAAAUAAUUCCAUGAAAGGAGAUCGUGGGAAAAUGCUGAACAAGCCAGUCAUAGCCUCUCAAAUUGCAAGGUCCCAUUCAGUUGGCCAUUUUCAUAAAGCAGCAGUUACAAAGAUGCCUGAACAAGAAGGGACUUUCUCUGGAUCAAGCAGUUCAAAAGAUAGUCUUAGCCAAUCUUCAGAGAGUUUGAAGAACUGGUCAGAUGAGAACAUUGUAAGAUCACAGAGCUUUUCUUAUUCCAUACAAAAUAACUCUUGUGGUACUGAAGUAAUACCGAGAUCUCUGUCCUUUUCCAAGUCUGCAGAUAGAUCUGGUCUGACACAGCAAAUGAGGUCAGGUCUGCCCUUGAAAUCCAAUGUUCUUCGCUAUGGCAAUACCAAGGGUACUAAUAGCUCAAGCACAAGUGAAUUACUCUGUAAACGUACUUCCAAUACACAAUCUCUGAAAGCGCCAUCAUCUGCCUUCAAAAAAUCGUUGCUUCCUCCCAGUUGUUCCACAGCUCCAUUUUUUGCUUCUACCUCUGCCUCCAAGUUCUCACGAUCUUCGUUGAUGAAAUCUAGUAGGCUGGUCUCUUCAGGAACAGGAAGUAAUGUAAAUUCAAUGUCUGAGACAAGAGAAGAAAUCCCUGGGACCCAAACAGUUGGUGAAAGCAAUUUAAAGAAUGAAAUUGUAAAUAGUGAACAUGCUGCUGAGAAUGUAUUAACUGUUAGUACUGUAGAUGAGAGCACUGUACCUGGAAGUAAUGAAGAACUUGAAUCUGCAUGUGGAAAAAGUAUUGAUAAUCCAGAACUGAUCAAUUUAAUUGAUUCUAAUUGUGAAAUAAAUGAUGAUAAAAGUGAACAUUUACCUAAUUCAGGUACUGAGUCCAUUGAAAUUGUGGAUAGUGACAACUCUAUUUCUACAGAAAUUCCUGAUGAUCUUUACAGUCCUAAAGAGGCCAUGUCUUCAGCUGGAAUAGAAGAAGCUCUACUUGCUGCAUAUACAGGGACAGAUUGGAUUGAGACUGGUUUGUCUGACCAGUGUAAAGAUUUGGUGAGUUCCCAGACCACGGCAUCAGGUAAUGAUCUUAUGUCUCCAGACGCCAACUACGCAAUGGAUUCCUCCUUUGAACUUUCUCCUUCCAGUAGCUCUGCCGGAACUUACAUGUGGGAUGAAGAGGGCAUGGAGGCCCUUGGUACCAUUCAGCAGUGUGGCAGCCUUGAAUCUUCAGAGAUGAACAGCCUGGAUAUUUUGAAUAACCUGGAAUCAGGUGAUCUGGAUGAAGAUGAUCUCAUGUUGGACGUUGAUCUGCCUGAGGAUACUCCUUGCAAACUGGAGGCCUGUGAAAGUAUGGCUCAUCUGGAAAGAUCAGAGAGAGGAACAAGGAACCAAGGAUUCUGGAGGAAAAGAUAUCCACGCUGGAAUGGACAGGAACAGUAUCACCAUGGGAAUAGUGAAACACAAAGGAGUCCUGUUUCCCAAGAGCUUCCAGUGGGCCACUUUGAUUGGCAUGCGGCUUCAAGUUACUGCCGACCUCCUAGUGGUCACGUGAGAUCCUCUCGGCCUCUAACUGAGAACACUGUGAUGCUGGAUGUGCUGACACUGCGGCACAUGGUGCAUGACUGCACCUCUGUCAAAACCCAGAUACUUAAAUUGAAGCGAUUGCUACAACAGAAUGAUGAUGGCUCCCCAGUAAUGUCACCAAUGCAGGAACAAGCUGAGGCCAUAAACUCCACAGAUAAGACUGAUGAGCUACUCGGUGAGAUCCAAGGGUUACAGGAAGAAAUGAAGAGAAAGGAUCAGAUCAUAGAACAACUGCAACAACAGCUGAGCGCCAGAUGUAAUUGCCAGAAAGGAAAUUCUGAAACGCAAAGACCAGCAUUUUCAAAUGCUGAUAAAACCACCCAAACAGUCAAUAAAGGAACUUCUCCUCCAGUACUACAGCCUUCCAACCACAUAUGCAGCUCCAAAGAACACGACACUGGAAAAGUAGUAAAACCAAUCCGUAUCGAGGACCCCAGUAGAUGUACAGAGAAUGUGUCUUGUGACUGCCAAACCAACCAAAAUGCAAAAGCUGCUGUUUCCUCGGAGAUAUCUUCAGAUAAACUCAGCUUCCGUCAACCCAUCCCACAAAAGUCAGGGGACUCUUCCCAAGAACAGCCAGGGUGUAAGAAGGUCAGACAAAAUUCAAAUUUUGCACCUAAGGAACAUGGACACAGUCAGGUUUCAGUGCAGCAGACCAGUUUACGGAGCACUUCAGUAUUUACAGAAGAAUCCAGAAAUAAAGACUUUCGGCCCAGGUUUGCUUUUAGACAGUGUGUACCUUCCAAAGAUCCAAGUGUCAAAUCCAAGACUCGGGCUUCAACAGUGAAGUCUUCUCAACUUUCCAAAUCCAGAAAGAGUGCUGGCUCAGUCUCUCACCUAGGGAUUUGCAUUGGAGAACGUCCAGUUGAUCUAUCAAUGAGAGAUCAAAAGGAAUCAGAACGUCAAGUCCCCCAACCAGUACAUAUCAACCUUACAACACCUAGCGACGAACAGCAAAAGAGAAAAUCUAAACUUCCACCAUCCCUAUCUUCACCACUUCUGACCAUUAAAACAACAGUGUUUCCAACGAAUCCUCAGCCACUUGUCAGGGAGAGUCAGCAUGGCGAACCCAACAAACACAGGGAUGAAUCCCAUUUUGAGAUUUUGCCAUUCACCAAGCUGCAGAGAAAGCAGCCGCUCGGAGAAGACCAUCCACGGAAGCUUCAGAGCUACGAUUCCCAACCUGAGAAAUCUUCAACCUCGUUCCGGCAAUCCCGCCUUCCUCAACCAAAGAUGCAUGCAUCCGGCCCCUCAAACAGCAGCUCCCAGAGUUGACUGAAACCUUGCAUUAAACAUUUCUGUUUCAAUUUACUUGCUGGAGAAGCUAUAGACUUUAAUUUUGAACCUGGCAACUGUUGACUUUGCUGUAAUUUACUUAGCUCACUAUUGACCUGACUCUUAAAACAGCUCCUGCAGACCUGAUUGAUGCAAUGUCAAAGACUUGGGCAUUUGAUGUCUCAAGACAAUUUAUAUUUACAAUUUGUGGCCUUUUUUUUUCUCUGAAAUAUGACAAAGUUACAGGUGUGGGAAGUUUUGAUGAGGAGCUGGGGCGGUUUGGCGGGGGGUGUAUAGGGAAUAGCAGAAUAGUUUGCUGUACAGCAGUUUAUGAAUCUGUAAUGACCUGGACAUGAAACAUUUAGGUGUCAAGGAUGACAAUGAUGCUGUGGGGAGGCUGUUUUUAAAGCAGAUAUUGUAUUAAUGGUUAAAUGAUACCAUUGACCUCCAUUUCAGUUGAUCUGCAUGAACAUGUUGUGAUUGGGAAGACAAUUUGGAAAAAAAACUGCUCAUCCUAAUCUAAAAUAGCCUUACCAAGUUAAAUAUGUUUGUUUGCUUGGAGCCAUCAGUUUAAGAAUAUAUUUAAGUUAAAAUUUUGGAGGCUUAGCUUUCUAAAAUAAGUAAUAAAAUAACAUCCUGCAUUACGAUGCUUGCUACAGAAAUUAUACUUGCUGGAUCUUCACCAACAGCCUGCUGCUGUUCGACAAAUGAAUGGACAUUCAGUCCAAUGGAUAGAUGCAAAAACAGUGAGAGGAUAAUUGUCCUUCAGGAUGGUUUGCCAGAAUCCCAGUGAAGCUAUCCUGAAAGAAAGACUAUGGUUUAUUUUCCAACUGAACUGGCACGGAGUGUUUUAAAAUACAACUCUUCCAUCUGUGAGCUGGGAGAGAUCCAAUAUUAAAAUCACUUAGUGAAAAGGGACUCUUGUGUUCCUCACCUACACCAUCAUUGUGCAUGCAGGUCCUUCAAAAUUAAUGGUUGCUGUGAAACUGCCACUUAGCAACAAAUAUAUUACCUUGAUAGGUAGUUACCAAUUGUGUAUUUUCAACUCCAUGUAUUAAUGGUCUCGCGGGUCACGGCACUGACCUUUCACCCCGGUAGAUCUGGAUUCAAAAUCUGUCUGCCUCACUGGAUGAAAGUUUUCUUUGCCAGUUUCUCUGGCUUUUAAUGAACUUUGUUGAAUCUUUUAGACAGUUUUGCAACCCAAUUCCCCACUGGCGCAAGUGCAUAGAACAGAACUUUUUGCACUAAUUUGACAGCCUCCCUCAGAAAGGUUACAGAAGCAGAUGGUGUGGGAAUUUAAAGAUCCCUCACUGAUGUGCUGGGCAAACUGUAUCCAACUCUGGAGCCAUGUUGCUAUGCUAUGUCCUGGGCACAACGUUCAUGUGUGCUGUACACGCGUGAAACAGAGAAAAAUGUUGUCUCAUUCGUAUUGCCAAAUGAUACUGAACCCAUUUCAGAAAGGGUCAAGAUGAUUUGAAAUUGUUGAGUCCAAAUACCAAAAAUUCCACACUUAAUUUGUUGGCAUUCCUGUCUCUUCGGGUUGUAUUUGGCAGUGUCCAAUCAUCAGUCUUCAGCGAGCUCAUUCCCUGUAGCGUUGAGCUUGUGGUUUUAGAUUGUCUGAAUUCAAUUCUUGCUGCUGCGAUCAAGUGGCAUUCUUGCCCUGGCCCUAUUCACAGAAACCACAUGAAACCUGUGACAUCCACUUCAAACAGCAAAUCAAUUUCUUAAAAUGGUAAUUUUUACCUUUAGAUUAUAGGGAAAAAAGGCAAAAUCAAUGAUUCUCAUUAAGCCAGAUUUUGAAGUUUGUUCUGGACUUUCGUUAGCAUUUCACAUGAAAUGAGAAUAUGCUCUGCUGUUUCAAAGCUGCAGUCCUGUGCUAACUUUAAAUAUCUUCACACAUACACAUUGAACACACACUGAGUUGGUGGUACGUCUGGAGGUGAGUUUUCCUCUUCAUUAUCUGCUAACAAAAUCCUUUUUGGAUGUUGGUAGAUGAAGCAAAUGGAAGAGGUUUUCAACUGCUAAUGAGAGUUGGUGUUGAGGGUAAAUAGCCCUGAUUUUUCUGGUUAUCUUUACAUUGUUGGCAGUGCUUUAUAACCAGAGGAAAUCUCCAAUGGACCAACACCUGCCACCCCCCCACCCCAAUCUUAACACAUAAACUGCUGAAUCGGUCUCAUUGCAGUUACACAUGACUUCACUUCUCAGAGCCUGUUCCCAUUCUGUCUAUUCUUACAUCUGUAAAUAGUUUGCUGGUACAGAUCAUAGUGAACCAGGAACAGAAUGAUAUAUUAUUUAAGUUGAGGCCUUUUUCUAUGCAUUAGAUUCAUCUGCAGAGUCAGUGACAUUAUCUGAUGGUGAAGUCAGAAAUGUCAGCAUGGAAGAGGACUGGACAGUCCUGCAUUCAAUGCUGCAACCUGCUUCGCAUCACAGCUUACCCACUCUGAUCUCACUCUGCUUGCUCGUUUCCUAAUCUUCCUCAAUAUUUAUCAUAGCUGCCAUGAAUUGUUGCUACAAGAAUAGUUCUUGCUGAAAAUUACAGCACAAAUAUAACGUAAAACUGGCUACAUGACAAAAGUUGAGAACCUGAAUAGCUCAAGCCAAGUGUAAAAUAUUAUUUGUCAAUUGGAUCUGCAUGUCUUUGCUGGUUUAUAAAUAACAGGGUGAAAUUAUAAAUGGUAUCAAUCUAAAUGGUUAUAUCUAGAGUUUCUGUACCAGUCAAUGUUGCGUGACAUCGGAGAUGCAGAGUUGAGACCCAGUGCAGUUCCCACUGGGUUAGAGAGCAGGAGUUAUGGAGGAGGAGGCACAAAACUCAGUUGCCUUUUGGAAGUCAUACACUCUUAUUUAUGUUUCAUAAUUCCAUUAUAAAUUCCAUAAUCCGUAUUUAUAAUAGAAGUGUCAGUGUGAACUUGUCAAUUGCGAUCAGUCCUGCUAAUUGCAGUGCUCUCAGACUUUUAAUAUAAUCAUUGAUGUAAGUAUAUACAUGGAUAAUAUAUCUCAUUACACACAACCAUGAAUUACAUAUUGCCCAGGUCGUUCGGAUUUGUAAGUUGCUAAAUAAAAUCAAUUCUGUGUCAAACAUGUACUGCUAUGUUCAAGUGCAAUAUAUACUGUUGUUAAUAACAAAAUGAGGUAUAGAGAGUACUCUUAUAUGUAUAUGCAAAAUUAAUUAUCGACUGAAGCUCUGAAACUGCAUACUAGAUAAAAUGAACCAAGAGUUGCACUUUAAAUGAUUUUAUGCAUCAUACAGCUGUGCCUAUGCACCCGGGUUCUACCAAGCCUAAUGCAGCAUUUAUCACUUGUCUGCUUUUGUUCUUGGAAAUUAUUGUUACUUUGGGUGGUAAGUGCUGUUAUCAUUGUGGAGUUACACAGUGACUCGCUGUAUCAAUGAUAACUCCCGGCAAGUGGCUCCUACUUUAAUCAGGAGGCUGGCUAAAUUCCGUUUCUCCAUUGUUGCACUUGUCCUGAUCGCUCUGCUCAAGAUUGAGAUCAGAAUUGCGGGUCUAAAUGUGGAAGGGUGGUAAUAAAAUUAUCGUACUUAUAUGCUGUAGUAUUUUAAUUCUUGUGAAGCAUAAGCUUACUUCACAUCUGUGUGAGAGUUCCAUUUCAAAGCCAUUAUUAAA
Messenger RNA from Stegostoma tigrinum, 7259 nucleotides. It is a transcript of the gene ccser2a, whose product is annotated as coiled-coil serine-rich protein 2a. Gene Ontology annotation, biological process: microtubule bundle formation. The transcript is spliced from 11 exons. Gene Ontology annotation, cellular component: microtubule cytoskeleton. The record is from RefSeq and is a predicted model, not a curated record. The coding region runs from base 361 to 3639 and encodes 1092 amino acids. Lineage: Eukaryota; Metazoa; Chordata; Chondrichthyes; Orectolobiformes; Stegostomatidae. Gene Ontology annotation, molecular function: microtubule binding.